GAUGUCGAGAUCAAAAUCACAGGAUGAAGAAUGGACCCCGUAUUUCAUCAAAUCUAUCCAAGUAGUUUUAUGGAUUCCAAUGACGAUGGAGUUGAUGAUCUACAAGGAAAAUAUAUAUACGGAAUAUCAUUGGCAAUAACAGAUUCGAAAAUGUUUCGUGCAGUUUGUUUUUGUUCCCUUUUACUCGCUACUGGUCUCGUCCAUGGCGAGAUCAAAAAUAAAGGAUGGUGGAAGAACGCCGUAUUCUAUCAAAUUUAUCCACGGAGUUUUAUGGAUUCGAAUGACGAUGGAGUCGGUGAUCUAAAAGGUAUUACAUCGAAAUUGGAACAUUUCGUUGACGCUGGAGUUCAAGGAAUAUGGCUUUCACCUAUUUAUGCGAGUCCAAUGGUUGAUUUUGGUUACGAUAUAUCAGAUUUCAAAGCUAUACACCCAGAGUUUGGUACGAUGGAGGAUUUCGAAGCAUUGGUAGAAAAAUCGAAACGACUUGGAAUAAAAGUAAUUCUCGAUCUCGUACCAAAUCAUACAUCUGAUAAGCACGAGUGGUUCCAAAAGUACCUUGCUGGGGAGAAAAAAUAUAAAGAUUAUUAUAUUUGGAGAAAAGGACGAAAGGAUGAUGGAGUUACACCACCAAACAAUUGGAUAAGCGUGUUCAGUGGUCCUGCGUGGACUUACAAUGCAACUUUGAAGGAAUGGUAUUUCCAUCAAUUCGAGUACAGACAACCUGACUUAAAUUACAGUAAUAAAGAAGUGCAAGCAGAGAUGGAAGAUGUCAUUCGAUUUUGGUUACGUAAAGGCGUAGAUGGUUUUCGAAUAGAUGCCGUUCCUCAUCUUUUCGAAAGCGAUGAUCUCCGUGAUGAACCCAGAAGUUCGGAUCCAAAUGCUACCGAUCGUGAUUACACUUAUUUGGAUCACAUUUAUACCAAAGACGAUCCACGAACCUAUGAACUUGUAAAAAGCUGGAGAAAGAUUCUUGAUGAUCAUUCCGAUGCCAAUAACGAGGAUGAGAAGGUGAUGAUGACCGAAGCUUAUACUUCUCUAGAAAAUACUACGAAAUAUUAUCAGUAUGGUGCUCACAUACCAUUUAAUUUCAAAUUGAUCACCGAUGUUAAUCAUAAUUCGAGCGCAUCCGAUUUUAAGAGGAUCAUUGAGGCAUGGAUAGCUAAAACUCCAAAGAAUGGAAGUGCUAAUUGGGUGUUGGGAAAUCACGAUCGUAGUCGUACCGCGUCACGUUAUCCAAAAAGGGAAUUUCAAAUGACUAUGCUGCCAAUGAUUUUGCCUGGUGUUGCCGUGACUUAUUACGGAGAAGAAAUUGGAAUGGUUGAUAAGAGUGAUAUUUCGUGGGAAGACACACAAGAUCCGCAAGCUUGUAACGCCGGGAAGGAUAAAUAUCGAAGUCGAUCUCGCGAUCCGAAUCGCACACCUUUCCAAUGGAGCUAUGUUAGAAAUGCAGGAUUUAGCAACGGUAAUCAAACGUGGCUUCCGGUUCAUGAAAAUUAUAAAGUAUUGAAUUUGUUAGAUCAAACUAAUUCUUCACAACAAACAGUUUAUAAAAUGUAUCGAUCUUUAAUUCGAUUACGGAAAACAUCGCGUGCUCUUCAACAAGGUGAUUUGAAAAUGAAGGUGUUGAAAUUCUACACGGAUUAUUGUUACAACUGCGAAUUAUUAGUUAUCAAUCGAGAAAUACCUGGAGAGACAGUGUCUCUCCUAAUGAGUUUUUCUACAGCUAUACAACUUCCCGUAAAUUUGAAAGAUGUUAUGAUUCUUUAUAAUAAUACAUUCAUUGAAGUUGAUGCCUAUUUUACGAAGAGAUAUAAAUUUGAUUCCAACGUUAUAUAUAUUAAUCCUUGGGCUGGAUAUGUCAUAUCGUCUAGUAAUUAGAUUUUAUGUUGUCAAAUAGUAAUAGGAUUUGAAGAUAUGUGCGAUAAUUUUGCAUAAAUAUGGAUCAUUCCAAUGACUUAGUCUUUCAUAAUAUUGUUUUUACCUAGACUAAAAAAAAAUUUAUCUAUUUAAGUGUAACACUUUUAGGAUAGAAAUUUGAUCUCUAAAGAAAAUUUUAUAAUUUUUAUUUACACAUUUUUUAUCCGUUGUUCUGACAUAAUGAAUAUAUUCCAAGUCCUAUUUUUUUAAUAUAUUAUUGAAUCAAUAUUUUUAUUGUUUGGUCCUUAUUGAUAAAAUCUUUUGCAAUAUAUACUAUUUCUUUUGCUCGUAAAGAAGAAUAAAAUUAAAGAAUUGGAAUGAAAUAAAUGUACAAGGUUUCUUCUUUUUAAUAUAAAAAUAAAUCUUCAGUCUAUUUCUAUUUAAAGUUCAUCGUCUACAGAAAUAUUUCAGUAUAGUCUUCGGUAUAGAAGAAAUAUGUAGAAUUGGUUAUAUAUAGAAUAUUUUAUCAUAUUAUCCUUAAUAUUUGUUAAAAACUUUGUUAAAAACUAAGUAAACUAAUUAAUACAACUACAUUCUUAGUUUUAAAUAAUUGUAAUAAACAUGAUUAAUAUUAUUGUAUUAUAAAAAUUUUCUGUUAUCUUUGGUAA
Molecule: messenger RNA, 2525 nt
Organism: Vespa crabro (European hornet)
Lineage: Eukaryota; Metazoa; Arthropoda; Insecta; Hymenoptera; Vespidae
Product: maltase 1-like
Exons: 9
Coding region: 31-1878 (615 amino acids)
Biological process (GO): carbohydrate metabolic process
Source: RefSeq, a predicted model, not a curated record